Messenger RNA from Symbiodinium necroappetens, 297 nucleotides. NCBI's taxonomy places the organism in Eukaryota, Dinophyceae, Suessiales, Symbiodiniaceae. The record is from the annotation of a GenBank genome assembly.
GACUCUGGAGUAGAGGAGGCUACGGACAGUGCAAAAAAGGAUCACAAGAUCAAGGGAGAGAAGAAAGUGGAGGUGGGCGAGUGGAUGGAUGAUCUGAUGGAGGGCUUUGCAGAGCUCUAUCGGUUGGCCAUCAGCGGCGGCCAGAGCUGCGGAGACUGUGUCCGCAAGACCACCUAUCCCAUCAAGGAAUCGAUCCUGGGCGCCUACGAUGGCGUCUCAGCUCAGGUGAACCCAACGACUGGUGCCCGCGCUGCGGCCGGACGUUCUGCUGCAGCACCAACCUUUCGACACGAGUAG